This is a messenger RNA of Opisthorchis viverrini, 315 nucleotides long. RefSeq lists its product as hypothetical. Lineage: Eukaryota; Metazoa; Platyhelminthes; Trematoda; Opisthorchiida; Opisthorchiidae. Gene Ontology annotation, molecular function: protein binding. The transcript has 2 exons. Gene Ontology annotation, cellular component: adherens junction. The record is from RefSeq and is a predicted model, not a curated record. The annotation marks the transcript as partial.
AGGGGAAUCCUUGUUCAUGCAGUACAUGACGAUGGCAUUGUUGCUGAAGACGGUCGUAUUGCUGUUGGUGAUCGACUUUUAGCGGUCAAUGGCGUCGAUCUACGUGACGCUGAUCAUGAAACCGGAAAGAAGAUAAUCCGAAAUGCAGGUGAUUCCCUUCGUCUUCUCAUUUAUCGAGAGCCUCCGACAUGUCUCGGGGAAACAGAACAACCACAGGAAAUUGAGGUGACGAUAGUGCGAAAACCAGGUGAAAGCCUUGGCUUGUCGCUCUUCGGUCGCUCACCCUAUAGCACGGGCACCGCCAUCGCUGCGAUU